Messenger RNA from Trachemys scripta elegans, 1065 nucleotides. RefSeq names its product D(4) dopamine receptor-like. Gene Ontology annotation, cellular component: membrane. NCBI's taxonomy places the organism in Eukaryota, Metazoa, Chordata, Testudines, Emydidae. Gene Ontology annotation, biological process: G protein-coupled receptor signaling pathway. Bases 1 to 1065 code for a protein of 354 amino acids. The transcript has 2 exons. The record is from RefSeq and is a predicted model, not a curated record. Gene Ontology annotation, molecular function: G protein-coupled receptor activity.
AUGGGAACCCGCUUCCCCCUCCUCCUGCUGCUGCUGCUCGCCAGCGUCCCCGCCUCCCGCUCGCGGGGCUGCUGCGGGGGGAGCGGGGCGGGGGCCCCGAGCGGGGAGCCGCCGCCGCCGCCGGAAGCGGGGCCCGGCGACGCCCGGAGCGGCUGCUGCGGCAGCCGGCGGCUGAAGCUCGGCCUCAUCUGCGCGCUGGGGGCGCUGGUGAUGGUGAGCAACGGGGCGGUGCUGGCGGUGCUCGGCUCGGCCGUGGCGGGCUGGAGCCGCAGCAGCCGCCUCACGCUGCUCUCGCUGGCGGCGGCCGACGCGGCGCUGGCGCUGCUGGUGGUGCCGCUCAACCUGUACGGCGGCCUGGCGCGCGGCGCCCCGCCCGAGCCCUACUGCCGGGCCGCGGCCUUCCUCAACGCCAGCGUCUUCGGCGCCGCGCUCUACUCGCUGGCCGGCGUCUCGCUCGAGCGCUACGUCGCCGUCUUCUUCCCGCUCCGCCACGCGCGCCUGCUGGGCCGGCGCCGCCUCGCGCUGCUGCUGGCGGCCGCCUGGCUGGGCCCCGCCCUGCUGCUGCUGCCCGUCGCCCUGCCCGGCCGCGCCGCCGUGCUGCGCGUGCGCUUCUCGGCCGCCGCGCUGCUCUGCGAGCCGGACUACGGCUCCAACGCCGCCUACGCCGGCCUGCUGGCCGCCGCCAUCUUCUGUCCCGCCGCGGCCACCGUCACCUUCGCCAACCUGCGCCUCUGGCAGGCGGCGCGCGCCCAGCGCCGGCGCGGCGACGGGGCGGGGCCGCCCGGCAAAGGGGCGGGGCUGAGGCGGCUCCGCCUGCUGCAGCUGGACGCCGCCUCCCGGGUCCUAGUGCCCGUCGUCGUCGCCUUCUACGUGUGCUGGGCGCCCUGCAUGGCCACCAUCCUGUACAACGCAGCGAUAACAGUGAUUUACGACGGCCCCAAGGUCACAGCCUGCACGCCUGAGAUGCUCUCGGGGCACCAGGCCAGGAGACAGCGGCGUCACCUCAAAGAUCCGAGAACUGCUGACACCACCCGGAGCAAUGGGACCUUCGGCUCCCUCCAGUGA